AUGGCUGCGUACAAACCCGUGAUAGCCUGCAACAGCGGUGGCCCCGUGGAGACGGUAAAAAGUGGAGUAACAGGCUAUCUCUGUGAACCGACUCCAGAAGAUUUCAGUACGGCAAUGGCUAGGUACAUCGAGAAUCCUGAGUUAGCGAAUAGUAUGGGAACUGAAGCCAGGAAACAUGUUGUUGAAUCGUUCUCCGUGAAGACGUUUGGACAGAAGUUGAAUCAGUAUCUCGUUGAUGUAGUAUCAAGCCCUAAAGAAGAUUGA
This is a messenger RNA of Thlaspi arvense, 264 nucleotides long. NCBI's taxonomy places the organism in Eukaryota, Viridiplantae, Streptophyta, Magnoliopsida, Brassicales, Brassicaceae. The record is from the annotation of a GenBank genome assembly.